Suillus paluster is the source of this 1014-nucleotide messenger RNA. Its product is annotated as CRAL TRIO domain-containing protein. Gene Ontology annotation, molecular function: lipid binding. Lineage: Eukaryota; Fungi; Basidiomycota; Agaricomycetes; Boletales; Suillaceae. The transcript has 7 exons. The record is from RefSeq and is a predicted model, not a curated record. Bases 1 to 1014 code for a protein of 337 amino acids.
AUGUCUGAAAGUGAGUCAGUUUGGGCUGCAUCACAUGUGGCGGAACCCUCAGUCGAGGACGAUGAACCGACAACAGUAGCAGCAGCUGCUGCACCUCAACCGGGCGCGACGCCCACUGUACUGGCGCGUACACCAGGCCCAGAACCAACGUCUGCUCUGAAUGCGCCCAACCUCAUUGAGGCUGCGCUAGAAGACGACAAGGAACCGCAGAAUCUGUUAACGGAGAAGUUUACCGACGCUGAGUGGAAGGCCUUGAAGGAAUUCCGCAGUAAUUUGUCUGAAAUCUUCAAGGAGGCCUUUCCAGAGCAAGAGGAUGCUGGGACCACGCCAUAUAAGUUGUGGGGUGUCACCAUCAACCCGCUGAUACCCAAAGAUGCCCGCGUCAGCGUCGUGCUAAUGAAGUUCCUUCGUGCAAGAAAUCUCAAUCCGCUAGAGGCAAAGGACAUGUUCAUCUCGACUCUGCGGUGGCGCAAGUCUUUCAAUGUCGAUGAGGCUAUGAAGGAAAAGUUUCCUGAAGAUGUAUUUGGGAAGCUUGGGAAAACGUACGGGAAGGACAAGGACGGACAUCCCAUCGCGUAUAACCUAUAUGGCGCCAAUAAGGAUCUGGAUGCCGUCUUCGGCGACACCCAGCGCUUUCUAAGAUGGCGUGUUGCUUUUAUGGAAGAAAGCAUAGCGCUGCUCGACUUCGAGACUGUUGACCAGAUGGUCCAAAUACAUGACUACGAGGGUGUAGGCAUGUCGAGUAGAACACCGGCCUCCAAAAAUGCGGCAUCCGAAGCGUCCAGUAUAUUCCAGGGCCACUAUCCCGAAUUCUUGGCAAAGAAGUUCUUUGUCAACGUGCCCAGCUUUCUCACUUGGAUCUUUUGGAUAUUCAAGCCUCUCCUGUCAGCUGCAACAGUGGCGAAGAUGAGCGUUGUUGGUUCUGGUCCCAAGACUAUCGGAUCCGCUCUUCUACCUGUGAUCCCUGCCGACCAGUUGCCAAAGAGGUAUGGAGGGGACGCUGACGGAUUCUAA